Aspergillus uvarum CBS 121591 is the source of this 865-nucleotide messenger RNA. RefSeq lists its product as uncharacterized. The transcript has 5 exons. The coding region runs from base 291 to 770 and encodes 159 amino acids. Lineage: Eukaryota; Fungi; Ascomycota; Eurotiomycetes; Eurotiales; Aspergillaceae. The record is from RefSeq and is a predicted model, not a curated record.
GUGCUGUUUAAAUAUCUUACUUCAUCCGCUCACCUGCGUUGCCGAAGCGAACCCCUGGAACCAAUACCAAAAUAUUGAAUCGAAAGUCAUUUGUCAAGUUUAUACGCAUAACAGAUCGCCUGUGGUGCAAGUUUCGAAAAAUUAAUACGCGUCAACAAAUUAUCUGUGCAGAGCGCCUGGAGGCAGCAGGUUAUAUUACCGCUUACAAUUUAUACACUCAAGAAUAUGCUGUGCUAUCAUGUGCAAAUUGGCCUAGUCAUCAAAGCACGGAAUACCUUACAAUUGGCCUCAUGGAUGCUAGCCGGGGAAAGAGUCUGGAAGAUCUAAAUGAGGAUAGUUUGUCCAAGCUUGUUCAUGAAUUUGGACGCAAUCUGGAGAAAGCACACGGAAUACCACCAAGCCAGCUGAUUGAGAUUUAUCAACGGUGCCGAGUGCUCGGACACAAAUGUUCGUACUUCUUCGGAGCACAGCAGGUCGAAGCGGUGAUAUCAACAGGCAGCCCUGCCUCGUCGGAAUUGACCAACUAUGGAGAACCAUGGGUGGAUGGAAAUACAAUAUCGGAAGACAAGAUCGCAGAACCCUGGCCAUUGCUGUCCGUACCGCACCCUCCUAUUCUGCCACUGAGCGACUUUACCAUAUCGAGUUCGUUGAUUCCUAGAGAACAAUGGAUGGAGAACAUUCAACCAGCAGGUGAUCACAAAUAUAAUGCCACGAAAAGCUUUUCUUCUAGUGAAAAGUAUGAACUAACAUUAUCAAUUAGGAGACAAUAAUAUAGAUCACAGUUCGCCCUUAGCCAUCUCUUCUGUUUCUCUACCGCUCGCAAACGGAUAUAAUGUGUCGGCUGCGGAGGACAUCUCGCCAAGUU